GUUGCUGUCGUGUGAAAAAUAUAAAUUGUUGAAAAUUAAUAAAUAUACUGGAGACACGCCAAGUUGAUCAAACUGGAUUUUGUUAAAGGACAUAAAUAGGCCGGAUUUUUUGGAUUUUACAGUACAUGUUACUGUAACGACUUGGAACGAAAAAGGACUCUUCUCUUUUUUUAAGUAAUGCAAGCAGCAGUCAUGGAGGAAACUAACGCAAUUAACAUUGAGCAACAACCAAUCACCCUCAACAAUGGCCAGGAGCUAGCCUCGUCCAACGAGCAGCCCUCGUCACCCACUCCCGUCGCAACGCCCACCAGCAGCACCAGCGGCACUGGCGCAGCCACGCCAGCUUUUAGCUACGACGACCUAUUCCCGGCCUUGCCGUCGAAUAACGCCGCAGCACCGCUUGGCGGCCCUGCUGGACCAGCAAUCGCGCGUGUAACAAGCACGCAAAAGACGCAGGUUCUGCAUGUGCCCAUGGAGGAGCGCAAGUCGACGGAGUCGGAAAAGUUUGGUGAGGGCGAAUCGAAACGCAUUUGCCAGCAGAUUACGAAGGAGACGGGCGCUCAGAUUGAGAUUGUCAGUGGCAAGAAUCAAUCGCUAACGUUUUUGAUCAAGGGCAAGCAAAGCGAGCUGCUCGAUGCACGUCGCAAAAUCCUCAUGAGCUUCUCCACGCAGGCCAGCCGCCAGGUGAACAUACCGCGCGAGCACUAUCGCGUCAUCCUUGGCAAGCGUGGCGAACGUCUGCGUGAGCUGGAGCGCACCACCGCAACGCGCAUUAAUAUCCCGCAUCAGAAUGAUGAGAGCGAUGUCAUCACCAUUGCUGGCACCAAGGAAGGCAUUGAGCGUGCCGAGCAAGAGAUACGCCAAUUGUCUGCCGACCAAUAUAAGAAGUCAUCGGAUCGUACGGCAGUGCCUAAGAUCUAUCAUCCAUUCAUUGUGGGCCCCUACAGUGAGAAUCUGAUCAAGCUGCAGGAGGAAACGGGCGCCAAGAUCAAUGUGCCGCCACAGCAGGUGCAAAAGGAUGAGAUUAUUAUCUCAGGUGAAAAGGAUGCAGUGGCUGCAGCUAAGGCUAAGGUGGAGGCCAUCUACAAGGAGUCGGAAAAGAAAUGCUCCACGGUGAGCGUUGAGGUGGCCAAGCCACAGCAUCGCUAUGUCAUUGGACCUAAGGGCUCGACCAUUGCCGAGAUUCUUAAGCUCACCGGCGUGUCCGUUGAAAUGCCGCCCAAUGAUUCACCCUCCGAGACGAUAACACUGCGUGGUCCUCAGGUUGCUUUGGGCAAUGCGCUGACCGUGGUCUACCAAAAGGCCAACUCGGUGAAGUCUGUCGAAAUCCACGCUCCACAUUGGAUACACAAGUAUGUGAUUGGACGCAAGGGUGCGAACAUGAAGCAGCUGGAGGAGGAUUGCCCCAAUGUGAAUGUCAAUUGCCUGGAGAAUAAAAUCAAGCUCGAAGGUGAUCCCGAAAAUGUGGACAAGGCUGUUUCAUAUUUGAAUGACAUCAUCAGCAACUAUGAGGAGAACUUCACCUAUGUGGUCAUGACUGUGAAUCCUUCCUACUAUAAGCAUAUUAUUGGCAAAGCGGGCACCAAUGUGAAUCGCCUCAAGGACGAGCUCAAGGUCAACAUCAACAUCGAAGAGCGCGAGGGUCAGAACAACAUCCGCAUUGAGGGUCCCAAGGAGGGUGUGCGUCUGGCGCAGCUUGAAUUACAAGAAAAAAUCGAUAAACUGGAAAAUGAAAAAUCAAAGGAUGUCAUCAUUGAUCGUCGUCUGCAUCGCUCCAUUAUUGGUGCCAAGGGUGAGAAAAUACGCGAGAUUAAGGAUCGUUAUCGUCAGGUGACGAUUACCAUACCCACGCCGCAGGAGAAUACGGAUAUUGUCAAGCUGCGCGGUCCCAAGGAGGAUGUGGACAAGUGCCAUAAGGAUCUGCUGAAGCUUGUCAAGGAAAUCCAGGAAUCAUCGCAUAUUAUCGAAGUGCCUAUCUUUAAGCAAUUCCACAAGUUUGUGAUUGGCAAGGGAGGCGCCAACAUUAAAAAGAUUCGUGAUGAAACCCAAACGAAGAUUGACUUACCCGCCGAGGGCGAUACCAACGAGGUGAUUGUUAUCACAGGCAAGAAGGAGAAUGUGCUGGAGGCCAAGGAACGCAUACAGAAGAUACAAAACGAACUCUCGGACAUUGUCACCGAGGAAGUGCAAAUCUCGCCCAAGUACUACAACUCCAUCAUCGGCACUGGCGGCAAGCUCAUCUCCGCUAUUAUGGAAGAAUGUGGUGGUGUGACCAUCAAGUUCCCCAAUAGCGACUCCAAGAGCGACAAGGUUACCAUACGCGGUCCCAAGGAUGAUGUGGAGAAAGCCAAGGCACAGCUGCUGGAACUGGCCAACGAGCGCCAGCAAGCUUCCUUCAGCGUCGAAGUGCGUGCCAAGCAGCAACAUCAUAAAUUCUUGAUUGGCAAGAAUGGUGCUUCCAUACGCAAGAUACGCGAUGCCACAGGCGCGCGCAUCAUUUUCCCCACCAACGAUGAUAGCGACAAGGAGGCCAUUAUUAUCAUCGGCAAAGAGGAGAACGUGAACAAGGCCAAGGAGCAGCUAGAGGCCAUCAUUAAGGAGUGCGAUGAGGUCACGGAGGGUGAGGUCACUGUGGAUCCCAAGCACCACAAGCACUUUGUGGCCAAGCGUGGCAGUAUCCUGCAUCGCAUCUCUGAGGAAUGCGGCGGCGUCAUGAUUAGUUUCCCACGUGCCGGCAUGAACUCCGAUAAGGUGACCAUCAAGGGCGCCAAGGAGUGCAUUGAGGCGGCCAAGCAGCGCAUUGAGGAAACCGUUGCUGAUCUGGAGGCGCAGACUACCAUUGAGGUGGUCAUACCACAGCGUCAGCAUCGCACCAUUAUGGGAGCACGUGGCUUCAAGGUGCAGCAGGUCACCUCCGAGUUUGAUGUGCAAAUCAAAUUCCCCGAUCGUGAUGCCACUGAACCCGUCGAAGGUCUAACCAAUGGCGUCAAUGGCGUUGAAGAGAGCGAUGGCACGCCAGUCGCGGAGCCAGUGCGUCAAUGUGAUGUCAUCCGCAUCACUGGACGCAUUGAAAAGUGCAAUGCCGCUAAGCAGGCCCUGCUUGACCUCAUACCCAUUGAGGAAGAGCUGAAUGUUCCUUUCGAUCUGCAUCGCACCAUCAUCGGACCACGUGGCGCCAAUGUGCGUCAGUUUAUGUCCACGCACGAUGUGCACGUGGAGCUGCCACCCAGCGACCUUAAGUCUGACGUCAUCAAGGUGUCUGGCACGCCGGCUCGUGUGGCCGAAGCCAAGCAAGCGCUUGAAGUGAUGAUUGAGGACUUUGAAAAGAAUCGUGCUGAUCGCGAGCUGCGCUCAUUUGUGCUCCAAAUUGAAGUCGAUCCGGAGUAUCACUCCAAGCUCAUUGGUCGCCAGGGUGCCGUCAUCAACAAGCUGCGCGCCGACUUCGAUGUGAAUAUCUCGCUGCCCAAGCGUAAUGAUCCCAAUCAGCGCAUCAUUUCCAUCACUGGCUAUCAGGCCAAGGCGGAGACGGCACGCGAUGCCAUUCUGGAAAUUGUCGGUGAACUGCAGACGCUGCAUCGUGAGGUCAUUGAGAUUGAUACGCGCAUCCAUCCGCACAUUAUUGGUCACCGUGGACGCACCAUUCGCAAGCUCAUCUUAGAUUACCAGGUGGACAUCAAGUUCCCAUCUUCUGAUGAUAGUCAGGCCGUCACCAUCAUUGGCAAGGAGGAGGAUGUGGAGAAUGCAAAGGAAAUGCUCCUUAGCAUGGCUGAGGAAUAUGAGCGCGAUUUUCUAGAGAAUAUGCCACCAUCCCCACAGCCACAAACUGUUGGCGCUUUUUUAACCAGCGGCUCGGGCGGCGGCGGCAGUGGCAGCAAUAGCAAUGAGAACGGUUUCAUUAUUAAGGAUGCACCGUGGGAGAAGAAGAACCAGGGUAAAAAUCUAACUGCGCCCAACACUCAGUCGCAGGAAGAUUUCCCAAUGUUUGCCGCGGGCGGUGCACCAGUUACAGCCACGCCCAUCACCUCGGUGUGGGGGCCAAAGAACUAAGGCGUUGGCGCCCAAGCAACUGUCGUGGAUUUCCGGGGAAAUGCAAAGCAACAACGGUACGGGCGCAGCAGGCGUGCUCUGGAAGCGGACUUCUUAGUCGAAAACUAGUGUCAAAACAAAAUACAAAACAAAAGAAAACAAUGAAACUAAACACAAACAAAAUGGUACAGGUUGUCUCUCUCAUAUAUAUACACACACAGACACAUACACACACACACUCCAUCACUCAGUCCUAGGAGCUUUGUUACAACGCAAUUUGUGCAGGUUUAAUAUAUAAAAAACAACAUAAUUGAAAGACAUGUAUGACAAGCUGAUAAGUAACUAUUUUUGUAUAAUUUGAUACAUAGAUAAAAACAUACAGACUCCCUCCUUCAAGCACACACACACACACACACACAAACUUAGACAUAAAAUUGCAUUUAUAGAAAAAAACACUUUAUGGUAAUGUCACACUCCUGCCCUUUGCCCCCAAGUUUGUUUUGCCAGCUAGCCAGUCCUCGCAGAAUACCUACACGACAAUGAAAAACAAAAACAAAUGCCAAUUUCUUUUUUAUAAAUCAUAUUUCAUUUCAAUGCAUAAUAUUCUAAUUAGUUCAAGCUACUUAAAUUAAGCAGACAGUUCAACAAAUGUUUUGUUAAAAAGUGUUUACAAUUGAUACAAAAAAAAAAAGGAAAGAAAGGAAUUAAAUCAACGGUCAAAAACGAAAUAAUCUUAAGCAUUAAAGUGUUAAAUAUUUACUAUUGCUAUUGCAGCUGCUAUAAUUAUUAUUAUUAUUUUUUUUAUACAAAAUUAUUGUUUAAAUGUGGUUGCUUUCUAGAGUUGUCACAUUUCAAAGCCCUGGUUAGUAGUUUAUUCUCGCCUUUUUUGGGAAAAGUGCAUGUUUUAAACGUUUUCUACCGUUGAAUGUAUUGUAAAAACGUUUGUAAUUGUAUAAAGAAGUAAAACAAAAACGGAAACAGAAACAGAAACAUAUAAAGAAAUGAAAUUGAAACUGAAAACAAUAACAAUCGAUUGAAUUAGCAUUCAGUUAUGUACUUUGAAAUUAUGCUUAAUUAUUAUACCACAUACAUAUAUAUACAUAAUAUAUUUUUCUUAACGCACGCCUGCUUCUGCUCCAA
This is a messenger RNA of Drosophila busckii, 5166 nucleotides long. It is a transcript of the gene Dp1, whose product is annotated as vigilin. Gene Ontology annotation, cellular component: nucleus; cytoplasm. Bases 178 to 4047 code for a protein of 1289 amino acids. NCBI's taxonomy places the organism in Eukaryota, Metazoa, Arthropoda, Insecta, Diptera, Drosophilidae. The record is from RefSeq and is a predicted model, not a curated record. The transcript is spliced from 6 exons. Gene Ontology annotation, molecular function: mRNA binding.